CAGCACUGAAAAUUGCACAAAUUUACCAACGCUGAUUCGGAAUGCAUACAAAUUUUGUGUAAACGUUUAAGUACGGUAAAUAUAGCAAUUUGGUGACAAGGAGGUGCUGAGUAUGUAUAACGGGAUUGGUCUGACGACCCCUCGCGGGUCGGGUACCAACGGACACGUGCAGCGGAAUUGGGCAUUUGUUAGGCCGGGCAAAAAAGACAAGGACUAUCGUGCCGAAGAUGACACCAAAAAACUGGACGCUCAGCUUAAUCGGCCGCCCAACAAGGAGAUUUUAGACCACGACCGCAAGCGCAAGAUUGAAGUAAAGUGCAUUGAAUUUGAGGAAAUAUUGGAAAAACAGGGACGGACCCCGGAGGAGAUCAAAGCGCAAGUAGACUCGUAUCGUCAAAAAUUGAUGGGCCAGGGUAAAACUGAUGUGGCAAAGGAUGAAUUUGGACGAGUAGCCAAUUCAACCCCAACAAACUCUCCAAACGCACCAGCCAUGCUCUCUUCAGAAAUCUACACAAACACAACCACAGCGACAGCCACAGCAAUGGCAACGGCAACAGCCACCUCCACCACCACCACGCUACAUGUGGUUAAGGCAAAGAAGCGGCGUAAGCGCCGCAAACGCGCAGGACACGCAAACAUAUGCCCCGCCUAUGGCAAGGACCUUGUCGGCAAUAGCUCCAAUUGUAUGGCUGCCACAGCUGCUGCUGUUGCCGCAACUGCUGCCACUACAAUAAGCGGCAGUGGUAGGAAAUGCAAGUCCCAGUACUUUCAGCACGACAAUCGUAAUUAUAUAGCCAACUACGAGAGCUUCCAUUUUACGGCACAAACGUCAACGGCUGCGGCACUUAACUAUGCGGCUGUGGCCAAGAAGUUUAAACCAUUGCGGCCGGUGUUGGCAAGCGGCGCCAAGAAAACCAGGCGCACAGCAUUAAUGCGUAAGACGAAUAACGAAUGCGCCUGCGUGUGCCAGGAAGCGACUAUGACGCAAUGCCCGCAGGAGGCAGCGCCCAGGCAGCAAACAGCUGAUGCCAGCCAAAGGGAGCUGACAGCUAUGACGGCUGACAAGCGAAAAAGGAAAAUCAAUAUAAACGACAAGGCACUGCCGGCACUAUUAGAGCUACUCAAGCAAUCAUCAAGCACGUGGCUGGAAAAGCUGCUGCUUGGCGCUGGCAGUGCGGCUAUGGCGAGUGCGCGCGAUACACAUCAAAAAGCCGAAGCUCAACUGCAGAAGAACGCAAAGUUGCGAGAAGCUUUCAACAUAUCGGAGUUCUUUGUGGAGGGCAGCAGUUUCGAUAGCGAUCGCAAGGCCAAGGAGGAUUUGCUCAAAAGCGUCGCUUUACAAAAGGAACUGGACGCUCAGCGUGAAAGCCUGGCAGCAGCCGCUGCAGGCAAGGACAAGGAGACAGGCAAACGUUAUGCGCUAUUGCGCACACCCUCGCGAGAGCGAGAUGUGGCCAAAGGUGCUGACAAGCCGGAUGCUGUGGCUCAUAGCGAUGAAGAGCGCAAGUCCGAUAAAAAGAAGAAAAAGAAGCGCACCAGGGAAAGUUCCGCCAGUCCUGAACGCAAAAAGGACAAGAAGAAAAAAUCAAAGAAACACAAGAAAGAUAGUAAAUCGAAAUCGAAGAAAUCUCGCAAGCGCAAGUACAGCGGCAGCGACAGCGGCGAUAGCGACAAGGACAGCGAUGAUGAUGAUGCCAGCAGCGAUGCGGAGCGUGAAACGAAGAGUGCACGCAAGAAAGCCAAAAAGGAUAAGAAAAAACGCAAUAAAAAGCUUAAGAAGAAGCUUCGCACACGCGCCAGCUCAACGGACUCGGCGCGUUCAAACUCUCCUGCACGCAAGGACAAAAAGUCAUCGAAGACUGACAAAGCGGCUGAGACCAAUGAUAAGCGAGGUCGUUCGCCAGAGCGACGCAAGGAGACCAAAUCACAUCGCAAUGAUUCUUCGACGGACAGUCGCAAGGAGAAGCGACAGCGCAGCGUCAGUGGCAGCCGACGCCGCAAAUCAGCUCCCACACGUACACCACCGCGUCGUGAAACAGAGAAAACUAGAGAACGAUCCAAAGAGCGCCAGCGUUCAAAGGAGCGACGCAGACAACGUUCACGCUCCAAGCAGCGGCAGCGUUCCAACGAUAGGCAGCGUCCACAGUCCAAGGAACGCCAGAAACCCAAAGAACGUGCACGUGAAAGGCAGCGCUCUAAGGAAAGGCAACGCUCUAGAGACAAACAACGUUCCAAGGAACGACUGCGCUCCAAGGAAAGACUACGCUCAAAGGAAAGACUGCGCUCUAAGGACAAACAACGCUCGAAAGAACGCGUGCGUUCCAAGGAGCGACAACGUUCGCGCGAUAGGCAGCGCUCUAAGGAGCGUCAGCAGCAAAGUCGUCGUCGCGAUCAACGCUCAGCUUCGCGGGACAAACGCAAAUCUGUGCGUUCUCGUUCACGCUCGCCGCACAAGCGUAAAGCUGCCUCGCCAGCCAACAGACGUAGUCGUUCCGUUGAGAAGAAGUCCGCAACUGCAGCGCCUGCUUUUAAUCCUUUUAAGGCAGCCGAAGACACUGUCAAUGACAUACUGAGCACCAAGUCGGUUAUUGUAGAGCUUGAGCAGACGAAACGCAAGCGUUCCGGCUCCAGCUCCAGUUCGUCCUCUGGCAGCAGCUCCAGUGGUGGCUCCAGCCAAAGCGAAGCAGGCACGCCAACGCCCAGAAAGGAGCGCCAACGCAGUCAAACACCCGAACAAGUCAAACGCGAACGUCGCAGUCCGCGCAAGAGCAGCGUAGUGAUGCAUGAACGCUCAGGGACGCCACCCAAGUCCAAAGUUAAGAAAGAAAAAUAUAAUACACCGAGUCCGCGUGUCAGCGUGCGCCGCUCGGGCAGCUCCCAUUCAUCAGAGCUGCGCUAUUCACCAGCUGAACGGCAUCCGGAGCGCUACCAAGACAUUGUAACAGACAAGAAGCGGCAGCAGUCCAAAGCGCGAGAGCAGAUUGCGCAAAAGCCAACGCCUGUGGUGCGACUGCGUGCGCAGAGCGAUGAUUGCAGCGAUGCUGAGCCUAGCGCUGCUGCUGCCUUGGACCAAUUUCAGCAGAGCAACCGUGAGCAAGAAGAAUUGCAGGAACUGCGCAUGCUGGAACAGCUGAAGUCGGGCAUUGCGGCUAAGGCAAAGCAGAAAAUCAAAACUAUGGAGAAGAAUGGUGAUGCCAAGGAUGCCGAGGGUAGCGAAGUAAGUGGCGAUACUCUGGUGCUGGCGACCAAACGUAAUUCGCUAAAUGAUUUUCUUGUUGCUAACAAUGUAACCGCUUUAAUUAAUAACCCACUGACAACGCCAACAACAAGUGCAAUAACAACAACAGCAGCAGCAACAACAACACCGCCACCUGUGACGGCGCUUACGCAGGCUGCAGCUGAGGCAAACAAAAGGGACGCGCAUACGCCACCCAUUUGCAAGGUGCCCCAAGUGGCUGCAAAUGGGGACGCCAAGAGUCCAACAGUGCCCCCGGCUGCAGCGACAGCUGUAGCACCAACAGUUACAGCAACUGCAACAAGCAUAACAACAACAACAACAACAGCAACAACUAAAUACCAUCAGAGGCAACAACAUAUGCAUAUGCCACAUACAAAGCGUGUCUUUCACAAUCGCACGCUGAAUAACAAUCCCAACAGUAGACAUCAUACUAACAAUAUUAACAACAAUCAUAACAAUCAUAGCAAUCAUAACAAUGCAUGUGGUGCACCCGGUGGUGGUGGUGCUGGUGGUGGUGGUCCUCCUCAUACAAAUUCCAACGCGUUGCCCUUUCUUGCCGGCACGCCGGGCACAUAUAAUCGCACGACAAAUCGCCUCAAUCAUGGUCCGCUGCUGACGGCCACGCAUUACAACAUUUGCAAAAAUCAGCAAAGCAACAACAGCGCGAUUAAUGGCUUGACGCCGUUGCUAAAUCGAAGGGAUCAGCAGCAGCAUUUAGCGCGUAGUUUAAGCAUGUACAAUUCUAGUCUUUAUGGUCAUGGGCCACAGCAUGCGCUGCUGUCCGCUGGCGGCGGCGGCGGUGGCGCUGCUGCCAGUAGCCAUCAUAUGCAUCAUGCCCGCCAGGGGCUCUUGUCACUUGCUGGCACUAGUGGCUCCAAUGCUGCAGCAGCAGCUGCUGCGGCGGGUCUGGCACUGCUGGGUCAUCCGGCCGGUGGCAUUAGUUUCAAUGCAGCUGCAGCGGCGGCGGCCGUAGCGGCCAAUAGUAUUAGCUAUCAUCAUCAUCAGACACAGAAACCCAAAAUUCUUAUAAAACCGUUCAAAAUUCACGAUCCACAGCCUUUAGUUGCGGCACUAGCAGACAGCACGCUGGUGGAUGCCAUUGUCUCCAAGGUAUCAACGGCCACGGUGGCAGCGGCUGAGAGCGCAGCACGACGUAGUCGCAGUCGUUCGCGACGCAGCAGUCACAGUCGUAGCAAGCGGCGCACGAGCAGCGGUCAUCAUCAUCGUCGCUCCAGCAGCCGUUCCAGAUCACGCUACAGUUCUGGCAGCAGUCGCAGCGGUUCGGGCAGCUCUAGAUCACGCUCUGGCUCACAUUCAUCACGCUCUAGCUGCUCAUCGCGCAGCAGCUCCGCUAGCUCCUCGGGCAGUGGCUCGGCCUCAUCACAAUCUGGUUCACGUUCACCCUCCAUACCGCGUCGACGUGGCUCGCCCAGCUUUUUGGACAGGCGUCGCAUCACUAGCGCGCGCAAGCGUCCCAUACCUUAUCAUCAUAAGAGCGGCGACGGCGUUAAUAAUGGCGAUGCUGAUGACCUUGGUGACAAUGACGUCUCCAGCUGCUGCUCCAGCUGCUUUAGUCGUGCCAGCUCUCCUGGCACGCCCACCGCAGGUACACCGUUGCACAGUAGCCCCUCGGCUAUGGCUUUUUGAGUGUUAAGCGCGUCGCUGCGCAAAAUGCGCGGCGAAAUCUAGUCAGACAUGCAAAUAGUCCUAUAAAUAUGAGCCAUAUGCUUUGCUUUAGUCUCAACUUUGGUACCAAUGUUCUUCUCUAGGCCUUUCUCUUUGAAUUUAGUAGCUAAAUCACGACCACAAUAAUAUAUGUACUCCACUCAGUAAUUAGUUUUUAAGCUGCGUUUUUAAAUAAAUAUUAUUUGUUGCCA
This is a messenger RNA of Drosophila busckii, 5115 nucleotides long. RefSeq names its product serine/arginine repetitive matrix protein 2 (gene Srrm234). The transcript is spliced from 10 exons. Lineage: Eukaryota; Metazoa; Arthropoda; Insecta; Diptera; Drosophilidae. The record is from RefSeq and is a predicted model, not a curated record. Bases 113 to 4885 code for a protein of 1590 amino acids.